UGAUUUUAUCAACUACAAAAAGAAAGUUUUUCUCUCUCUUUCUCUCUACAUGGGAAAUAAUCGAUAUAACGUUUCCUAAGUGACUUUUCCUCAGUUAAAAUCAAAACAAAUUAUUCCUUGUUAUGCUUCCUCAUCGUUAUUCUUUUGUGAGCGAAAUUUUAAAAAAGUACACGGACCAGGAAGAAGAAUUGGACAAAAAGUUGCAUUAUUGUGAAAACAUGAGACACGAAUUAUGUUCAAGAGUUACUUUAGGAAACUAUGAUUCAAUGACUCAUUUACAUUUAAAUAGAGAGGCUUCUUUAUCACGAAAUCGACAAAUGUUAAAGGAUUUAGAAAUAUCGAAGGCUCGUUUGAGAACUUUCUCAGCUUUCUCUCCAACAGAUCAAGAGCUUAAUGAUAUUGCUACAUUUUAUCGAAGACUUCUGGCAACUGAAAAAAUUUAAAACAGAAAAUAGAAAUAAUUAUAUUAAUAAUAAU
Leptopilina boulardi is the source of this 477-nucleotide messenger RNA. RefSeq lists its product as uncharacterized. The transcript has 3 exons. Bases 123 to 443 code for a protein of 106 amino acids. The record is from RefSeq and is a predicted model, not a curated record. Lineage: Eukaryota; Metazoa; Arthropoda; Insecta; Hymenoptera; Figitidae.